AUGUUUCUUACAAGAUCCGAAUACGACAGAGGCGUGUCGACGUUUUCCCCAGAGGGUCGUCUUUUCCAGGUGGAAUACUCCCUCGAGGCAAUCAAGCUAGGGUCUACUGCUAUCGGAGUGCUGACGUCUGAAGGUGUUAUUUUGGGAGUGGAGAAGCGUGUGACGUCGCCACUCUUGGAGAGUUCGUCCAUUGAGAAGAUUGUGGAGAUUGAUUCCCAUAUUGGCUGUGCCAUGUCUGGAUUGACUGCUGACGCUAGGUCUAUGAUUGACCAUGCUCGAGUGGCCUCGUUGAGCCAUAACUUGUAUUACGACGAGGAGAUGCAGGUGGAGAGCUUGACCCAGUCUGUGUGUGACUUGGCUUUGCGUUUUGGUGAAGGUGCUCUGGGCGAGAAGCGUUUGAUGUCGAGACCUUUUGGUGUGGCCCUUUUGAUUGCAGGCAUUGACGAGAAUGGGCCUCAGUUGUACCAUGCUGAGCCUUCUGGAACGUUUUACAGAUACGACGCCAAGGCUAUUGGCUCGGGCUCCGAAGGUGCACAGACAGAGUUGCAGAAUGAGUACCACAAGUCGUUGACUUUGAAGGAAGCUGAGCUUUUGACGCUUAAGAUCUUGAAACAGGUGAUGGAGGAGAAGUUGGACUGCAAGAACGCCCAGUUGGCCUCUGUGACCAAGGAAGGUGGCUUCCAGGUCUACGACGACGAAAAUACCGACGAGCUUAUCAAGGAGUUGAACGAAACCGUCACUGACGACACACAGAUCUAA
Molecule: messenger RNA, 759 nt
Organism: Candidozyma haemuli
Lineage: Eukaryota; Fungi; Ascomycota; Pichiomycetes; Serinales; Metschnikowiaceae
Gene: PUP2
Product: proteasome core particle subunit alpha 5
Exons: 1
Coding region: 1-759 (252 amino acids)
Biological process (GO): proteasome-mediated ubiquitin-dependent protein catabolic process
Cellular component (GO): nucleus; proteasome core complex; proteasome core complex, alpha-subunit complex
Source: RefSeq, a predicted model, not a curated record